This is a messenger RNA of Danaus chrysippus (African queen), 912 nucleotides long. The record is from the annotation of a GenBank genome assembly. NCBI's taxonomy places the organism in Eukaryota, Metazoa, Arthropoda, Insecta, Lepidoptera, Nymphalidae.
AUGUUUAGUAGAUUAAUUUUAAAAACAUGCUUAAUACCACCGCCGUCUCAAAUAACGUCAUACUCUACGACAUCUGGUGCGGAAACCGUAGACUUAGCGUAUUCUUCUUACGAAAAUACCUCAGAUGAGAAUAUAAAAACUCCUCCUGUUAUUAUUCUACAUGGCUUACUAGGUUCAAAGAACAACUGGAAUAGUAUGAGUAAAGCUAUACAUAAAACGACAGGAAGAAAAGUCAUCAGUAUAGAUGCUAGAAAUCAUGGAGACAGCAAACAUUCAUCUCAACAUUCGUAUCUUCACAUGGCUCAUGAUGUCAUGAAGCUUCUUAAAAGCUUGGAUAUAACGAAAGUGUCACUACUAGGGCACAGUAUGGGCGGACGUACUGCAAUGGUCCUUUCACUGUUAUGUUCCGAUCUUGUAUCUAGCAUGAUUGUAGUGGAUAUUUCUCCAGUGAAAAUAAGUCCACAGAUAUUUUCCAUGAUCAACCUCUUAGAUGCCAUGGCUGCUGUAUCAAUACGGUCAGGAAUAGCUAUGUCCAAAGCAAGAAAACUUGCUGACGAACAGCUUAAAGCAAUCACACCGGAUGUCAAUUUGAGAAAUUUCCUCCUUACAAAUUUAGUACAAACGAACACCGGAUCAUAUACUUGGAGAGUAAAUUUACCGGCCUUAAAAGAAAACUUUCAACAAAAUAUAUCAUGUUUUCCAGCCAGUUUGAAAGGUCUUCAAUAUUGCGGACCCACAUUAUUUAUAGGAGGUUCUCUUUCAGAUUUUAUAGGGAAAAAGGAUCUACCCGCAAUACAGGAGUAUUUUCCACUUGCUGAAUUGAAAUUUGUUGAAGGAGCUGGCCACUGGGUGCACAGUCAGAAACCGGAGAAAUUUCUAGAACUAGUUUGCGGUUUUCUUAAAGAUACUUAA